Messenger RNA from Suillus clintonianus, 4658 nucleotides. RefSeq lists its product as uncharacterized. NCBI's taxonomy places the organism in Eukaryota, Fungi, Basidiomycota, Agaricomycetes, Boletales, Suillaceae. The record is from RefSeq and is a predicted model, not a curated record. The coding region runs from base 73 to 4386 and encodes 1437 amino acids. The transcript is spliced from 11 exons. Gene Ontology annotation, molecular function: protein binding.
ACGUGGUGAAAACACGCCGCGGUUCUAUGAAACUCGGCCAGCUGCAGUACUAACACUCUUACUUUUGGUGCCAUGGGAGAAGCUCGUCCAGCAUGGAUGACAGACGAUCUAGACGAAGAGUGGAUAGAUGAAGAUGAGGCGUCGACCAUGGGCACUCAGUCCAUCUCUCUCACAACUCCGUUGCCCGGCUACUUGCGAACUCCAAGUCAAGCUCAGGAGGACACUGAGCCACUUCCAGCAGCGUCCGAACCAGUCGGUACGUUUUUGAUCCGCGAGGAUAUUCCCGCGUCAGCUCUCUUGCCAAAGACGCCUGGCCGACAACCCAAGAGGGGCGUCAUUAAAGACUUCUUCAGUCCUCUAGCACUCGAGAAAAUGUUCGAGCCACCUUCACCACCUCCUUCGAGGCCAACUGCACUUGCGCUUCAGUCUGCCCCGACCGUGCCUUCUCGCCUAUGUCAGGCGUACACGCCAAACGACUCACAGACAGACCUCGAGUCACGAGGCCAGCCUACAGCGGCCCUUUCCCUCAAUUCACUUGCGCCGCCCGGAUCUAGUGUGGAAUGCAAAUUUACUUUUGCUGUCUCCCGCACCAAUGUUAGUGUGCCUCAGGCAGAAAGCACGCCAGGUGUUUACAGCAUCGCACGACCUCCCAUGACAGACCCACGCCUACGCCUGUUUCAGCUUCAGUACGACACAUUCACGCGUGAUCACUUGUCGGCGAUGGUCGAUUCAAUAGCAAUAAAUACGACGCCCUCUGGUGGAAGCGCAGAAGGCAACGGUACUUCCAGGAGCAUCCCACGCCUAGCAUUGGUCAACGUGCAAGAAGCCACCGUCUCAGAUGACACACCUAUUCGCAGCAUCAAACGGGUCAAACUCAGCCCUCCAAGCCACUAUUAUGGUGAAGGUGAUGGCGCAGGUGCUACCAUCGCGAGGCCCAUGGUUUCAAGGGUAGAUUAUGUCGGCGAGUCUCGUUCCCUUAUGCAACAGAUCAAGGCCGCACGCGAUUUCUCGACGAUAUCUACUACGGGAGGUUUGCAGUCCCCCGAAAGUCAGACAAACAAUAGAGCUGAGGCUCUUAACACACAGUCCAAGCCUUCACGAGGAACCGGUACAUCUGUCCUUCGUGUCCCCGACGAGCGCAGCGCGGUUACUACGAGUUCAUCAACAGCCGUAACUGCUUCUAGUAACCAUUCCUCCUUGGCAUAUCGCCAUCAAGCAGCGACCCUGAUGGAGCAGAUCAAAAACGAUAUCCGAGGUUCUAAACGUAUUUUCUCGGGUACCACGGACGUAUCCCAUCCCGCCCACGCGGACGAGGUUUCGCGUAUCGAACACUCGUGGUCUCUAUCCGAAGUCAAUGUCAAUGUUGGCAAGAAGAAAGCCAAUAAGUUUGGAUCACCCCGCAGGCUAUCCUCUUCCUCGAGGAGCUACCGCAGUCCUCGGAAGGCGUCGCGCAACACCAUCAUUGAGGAUGCUGACCGAACAUUGGAGCAUGAAAUGUCCAAUAUGUCCAUUGAAGCACCCUGGCAAGUGCCAGUUACAUCCGUCGCACCCAACGCAGGCCUCAACAACGUCCCACACAUUCGAGUAACUCCUUCGGCAAUUCAACAAUCUAUGGCACAUCCACCUGCACAGAUUCCUCCUUCAUAUCCUUCGUCCUCGAUUCGUUCUGGUUCCAACGAUGAUCUUAACAGGAUGGUGUCCUCCAGCACGGCAUCUGGAACCAUAACCACAACGAGCAGUGCACCCUCGUUCGUAAAGCAUGCCGGUCCAGUUCAGAUCACCCGCAUCGCACCAUCGGAUGUACCAGCCCUUCCGCAAAGGGUCGGCCGUAUGGUCUACGACAAGGAUCUGAUGAAGUGGGUGAGGGUCGCUACUCGUACGGCUUCAGAUGCCGAGGAUCAACGCGAUCAGACAACUGGCACGGCUACAGAUGGAGAUAGCGAAGAUCCAUUCAAAGAUAUAGAGAGCCUGAAGGGAGAUGAUGACUCCAGGGAUACGCAUGGGAGUGUGCACGGAGGCGUUGUCCCUGAAGCUGGAGGAGACCAGGAUGAAAUGGAGAUGGGUCGUAUCGAGGAGGUCGAGGAGGACGUGGAGCUGAAUGAUCAGGAAGAAGUAAACCUGACGUCCUUUUCUUUCGACGGGCCAUCGGUCGCAGUUAUUCGCAUUGUGCCAUCGGACGAUUCGGAAGGAGAUGAGGAAGUGCAGACCAGCGAUUCCGAACCAGACGACCGCGAUGGAGCUGCCCUCGGGGGCGAAGGUGAGGACGCUGCUGCCGUCUUUGAAUCAGAGGAUGAAUUUUCGCCUGAACUGCAAGCUGGUUCACCUGCCCGGCCCACUUCGAACUCUUCCGCGGUAGCUGUUACCCCAGUUGCGCCACAAUGCCGGUCAUUUUCGCUUAUUACUUCAAUGCCCCGCUCGGCACUGAAAAGCAUGAGCGUUACUCCCGUGUCAGCUAUGAAGGAUCCGAACCGUGAUCGGCACCGUACUCCAGCCCAGCGUCUUGGCCAUCGCCGUUCCGUAAGUUUUUCUGAUGGGAAGAGGGAAGGGCCUAUACGGGGCCUGAACCCAAAAGGCCACGAGAGUGAUGACGACGUGGGUAGUCUUGCUACGAGCGUCACUGAGCAUGACCCUGCACAGGGGCUAUUCAUACCCUCGGCAAGGUCCAGACGGAUAGCGGAGUUGAUGGAGAACCUAGAAAGUCCUGGCUUUGAUAACGUCUCCCCUACGAAAGCGUCAAGUUCGGGCCGUCCGCGGACAGAAGAACUUCAACCCUUUGCUUCUAGGCGGCCGAGCAGUCAAAUGGCUGUUGCCGAUUGCAACGAUCCGACCCGUCGAGUUUCCUCGAUGUCACAAAAGAGUCGUUUAAGUGGAAAGGCAAACGCUACUUUCCUGACAGAGUGUUCCUUUGGCUUGGCGCAUGACCGACUGGUGCAGGUGAUCACUGAUAUCCAGCCAUUUGAGCCCCACUGGGACGAGCUGCAUGCUGUUGACCUUUCUCGCAAGUCACUGGAUGGUGUGACUCGACUGAAGGAAUUCCUACCAAAGCUGGAUUCUCUAAUAUUAAAUCACAAUCAGCUGUCAUGGCUGAGCGGCAUUCCCAAUUCUGUCCGAACGCUUUCUGUCGCUCACAACCUACUGACAGGUGUCACUUCAUUUAGUCACUUGCAGAAUAUUGAAAGCCUCGACAUAAGUCACAAUGACAUUGAAUCUUUGACACAACUGCAAUGUCUUCGGCACUUGAGGGAGUUAAGAGCUGAUGGAAAUCACAUUACUAGCAUCGACGGCCUUCAGAAAUUGGAUGGACUGACCAAACUUAGUCUGCAAGGCAACCAGAUUCAAGAAGCCGACUUUGGCAAGUUUCGAUGGCCGCGUUUGGAGAUGCUAAAUCUGAGCGGGAACUGUAUACGGAGUAUCUUGAACUUGGCAUCAAGCCUAGCUGGACUAAUUGCGCUCAAUAUCGACAAUAAUACAGUGGACAACAUUGAUCCUGGCGGCAUAAUGCCAAGACUACGCAUCCUUCGAGCUAGCGGCAACCGACUUAAGCGCCUGAACGUUGCCCCGUUUCCAAACCUCCGCACGCUCUACUUGGACAACAAUUCUCUCGACACUCUCGUAAAAGCGGAACGCCUUAAUAAGCUGGAGAAUCUUAGCAUGCGAAAUCAGACUUCUUGCGGUUUCUAUCUGUCGACUCGCCAGUUCCGCGAUGUGAAGCGGCUAUACCUUUCCGGUAACAAACUGAAGAGUGACUUCAUUGAAGAGCCGUGUUACAAUCUGGUGUACCUUGAGGUAGCCGCUUGCCGGCUGAGCUCUCUCCCACACGAUCUGGCGCGUCUAACACCGAACCUGAGGGUUCUGAACCUGAACUAUAACUUUCUUCACGAUGCGGUCUCGCUGGAGGGGCUUACUCGACUUAAGAAGCUCAGCAUGAUUGGAUCUCGCUUGAAGGGGACUAAACCGCUGAUCCGCAUAUUACAGUGUAUGCCUGAUGUGGAAAUGCUCGAUUUUAGGAUGAACCCCUGUACGCUUGGAUGGUAUCUUCCUGUUCUAGUGAAGGACGUACCAGGGGCACUGCAACCAUCCGAGAGACACGGUAGUAGGGACGGAGAGGACGCUCUAGCCAGGGGUGAGAAGGGAAGCACGGAAUAUGGAUGGCAAGAACUGGACUCAAAGUUCCGCCGGGACCUCCCGGAUGAUGCAUAUGUCGGCCGCCUUGCAUACCGAGGGCUGGUGAUGCGGGCAUGUCCCCGGAUUGGGAUGCUAGAUGGGGUGUUAGUUUCGGAGAAGGAACGGGCGAAGGCUGACCAACUGUUGCAGGGUAUGAUGGGGAAGAGUAAAAUUAAGGGGGCCAAGGGGAAGUCAGGGACGAGUAUCGGCGCUGGGGACUAGUACCAUUGCAUGAUCUUUGCGGUAUCUGUAAAAGGACGAGGAUUGUUACGUGAAGGAAGGUGAUGAUGGGAAAACUGGUUGAUCUGAGACCAAGCGUGAGUUGUCGAUCCCGAAGUUUAGUGGGGUGAAGAUUUUAAGUUGGGAGGAGAGGAUAUCGAUGGGGAAGGCGGCCAUGGCAGUGCAAAAGAAACGUAAGUGAACCCUAUUAGAACGGCUGUCCGGUGCCUUAGCAGGAUCUGAAACUCGAGGCGAAUGAGAUUGAAUAAUAUAAC